Messenger RNA from Spea bombifrons (plains spadefoot toad), 3142 nucleotides. RefSeq names its product copine-5-like. The record is from RefSeq and is a predicted model, not a curated record. NCBI's taxonomy places the organism in Eukaryota, Metazoa, Chordata, Amphibia, Anura, Pelobatidae. The transcript has 21 exons. Gene Ontology annotation, biological process: cellular response to calcium ion. Gene Ontology annotation, cellular component: plasma membrane. Gene Ontology annotation, molecular function: calcium-dependent phospholipid binding. The coding region runs from base 609 to 2363 and encodes 584 amino acids.
GGAGAGAGAUAGAUUGAUAACAACAUACAAGCAAGAGCCAGAAAAGGAAGAUUUAACUAGAGAGAUAUGGAAAUAUACAAUAAACAUGGGGAAUAAAUGGAGUGAAGACAGCUACAUGGAUAGGGGGAAGAGGAUAAGGGCGUAGCAGUUAGAUGCUAAAAGGGGCAUUGGAAAGGAAAGCCAUACUACACAUAGAGGGAGCUUAUUGAGGAAACCAGGCACAAAUAAAGGACAUUAAAGGGCUACUUAGUAGCAUAAGAACAGAGAAACUGAUUGAUAUACACACGUUUUAAUAGAGGAAAGGAGCCAGAUAUAGAGGAAAGCAUAUCAGCAGAAAUGGUAAGCGGGGUAGAGAUACACACUAUACAUACACUGAGCAAUACCACAGGAUAGAGGAGCAGAGAGAGGAAUUCACGGAGAGAGAGGUGCAUACAGUGAAAAAAAGCCGCGAAGGGGGAGGGUUGGCGGAGAGGCAAUAAGAUAAAUUAGAUAGGGAGGGAGGAGGAAUACUGAGAAAUAAGGGUAUGGAAGAAAGAGGAAAAUACAUAGCGGUAAAAUAGAGUGGCGAGAGGCAGGCGGCACGGAAUAGGAAAACCCAAGUAAGAGGCAUGGAGAUGGACAGACUGCAGGACAUGGAGGAAUCCUCGGACUCCGACCCCGUCUGCGGGGAAAUCCCAGCCACCAGAGUUGAAUUGACUGUAUCCUGCAGGAAUCUGCUGGAUAAAGACACAUUUUCAAAAUCAGACCCCAUGUGUGUCAUGUACACUCAAGGUGUUGAGAGUAAGCAAUGGAGAGAGUUUGGACGUACUGAGGUGAUCGAUAAUUCCCUUAACCCGGAUUUUGUUCGAAAGUUCAUCUUGGACUAUUUCUUUGAGGAGAAGCAAAAUCUGCGAUUUGACCUAUAUGAUGUUGACUCAAAGAGCCCUGACCUUUCUAAACAUCAGGAUUUCCUUGGUCAAUGCUUCUGCACAUUGGGGGAGAUUGUUGGUUCUCCCGGAAGUCGUUUAGAGAAACCAUUAAUAAUCGGACACAAUGUCCUCAAUUCCAGAACAUGGAAGCCUGUACCAGCAAUGUCUAAUGGAGGAAUUCAAAGUAAGAAGUGUGGUGUCAUCAUCAUAUCUGCCGAAGAGCUUGGUAACUGCAGGGAUGUUGCAACUAUGCAGUUUUGCGGAAAUAAGCUGGAUAAGAAAGAUUUUUUUGGAAAAUCGGACCCUUUCAUGGUGUUUUAUAGAAGUAACGAGGAUGGGACGUUCACCAUCUGCCACAAGACAGAAGUUGUUAAGAAUACCCUUAGUCCUGCGUGGCAACAAUUUUCUAUCCCAGUGAGAGGUCUGUGCAAUGGGGACUAUGACAGGACAAUAAAGGUGGAGAUAUAUGACUGGGACAGAGAUGGAAGCCAUGAUUUCAUCGGUGAAUUCAGCACCAGUUACCGGGAAAUGUCCAAAGGCCAAAGUCAGUUUAAUAUGUAUGAGGUGAUUAAUCCAAGAAAGAAAAUGAAGAAGAAAAAAUAUGUAAAUUCAGGCACGGUCACGCUUUUGUCUUUUUCUGUUGAGUCUGAGCACACUUUUUUGGAUUACAUCAAAGGAGGAACACAGAUUAAUUUCACCGUUGCCAUUGACUUCACAGCAUCAAAUGGUAACCCCUCUCAGUCCACCUCUCUUCAUUAUAUGAACCCAUAUCAACUGAAUGCCUAUGCUCUUGCACUGAAGGCUGUAGGGGAGAUUAUACAGGAUUAUGACAGUGACAAACGCUUCCCGGCACUUGGAUUUGGGGCAAAGCUCCCCCCAGAUGGGAGAGUGUCCCAUGAAUUCCCCCUGAAUGGAAAUGUGGAGAACCCACAGUGUAAUGGAAUUGAGGGAAUUUUAGAGGCUUAUCACAAGAGCUUGAAAUCUGUGCAGCUUUAUGGCCCUACAAACUUUGCUCCUGUGGUGAACAGAGUAGCCAGGUUUGCUGCUGCUGUCCAGGAUGGGUCUCAGUAUUUUGUCCUCCUGAUUAUCACAGAUGGUGUCAUCUCUGACAUGUCACAAACAAAAGAGGCCAUUGUUAAUGCAGCUAAACUACCGAUGUCUAUAAUAAUUGUUGGUGUAGGCCAAGCAGAGUUUGAUGCCAUGGUGGAAUUAGAUGGUGAUGAUAUCAGAAUCUCAUCACGAGGAAAACUUGCAGAAAGAGAUAUUGUACAGUUUGUGCCCUUCCGGGAUUAUGUUGACCGUACAGGGAAUCAUGUACUUAGCAUGGCACGCCUUGCAAAAGAUGUCCUUGCUGAAAUCCCAGAUCAGCUGAUUUCUUACAUGAAGAGUCGAGGUAUCAAACCCAGUUCUGCCCCUCCUCCAUACACUCCACCAGGACUUCAGUCUCAAAUCUGAUGGUGUGGGUAACUGAAGGAAUCAACACAUCAUGUUGUACAACACUGAGCAGAAGCUGUGCCAUUACGCUGACUGGGACCCUGGGAAGAAUUCCACAUGUUCUGGCUGCCAAUUGGCUACCUCGGCGUUACCUUGCCUACAUUUUGUCCCUCUUUCUUAUCCAGUUGAUGGUGGGAUACAGGGAUAGAAUGAAUUGUCUUGUAGGCUUGAGGACAGAGAACUUCAAAUAUUAAACGGGUUAAGAACUGGUGGAUGACCUAAUAUCUUCCCUAUUGUCAUUACACAAUGUUAGAUUGUAAUUAACAAUAUAUUUUAUUUGUAACUAAUGAAUUUUUUGCUCUAGGUAAGGUUAUGAUUUAUUUAGGCAGUUCUAACUUUUUAAAAGGAUUUAAUAUACUAUAUGUGGGCAAAAAUUCCAUUAUACUGUGGAUGGUGUGACAGAAAUUCAAUAUGGUCUUUGUUUUCAAUCCAUCCUACUUAUCCAUGAGAUGAUGUUAUCAAUUCAUUAGCAUAUAACAAUUCAUAAACUUACAAUGCAAGACUGGUCUUCCUAGUGGUUAGCAUGACACUGUGCUGUGAUUAUGGGCCCCAUGCAUGCUGGUGCCACAUCAUGUGACCCACCAUAUUUGUUCUUUCUUAUUUAUUAAGGGUUGGUGGAAGACGAUAGCCAAGAUUUUUUACACAGUGAUAUUAUGUUGAUUUUAUAAAUGCAAGUGAAGAAACAGUUAUUUUUUAAUGGGAGAAAACAGAAGACAUAACCUGUUUUCCUACAGUAUUUA